GCAGUGCUCACUUGGUGCACACGUGGGCUGUAGGAUGGCGGCUCACCGCUCCGGGCCGCUGAAGCAGCAGAAUAAAGCUCAUAAAGGCGGGCGGCACCACGGCGGCGGGUCCGCACGACGGGACAGCAAAGGCCGGGUAGGACCGAAAAUCCUCUGCAAGAAGCUGAAGAGGCAGCUCAGCCGAGUAGAUCAGAGGCAUCGCGCCAGCCAGCUCCGAAAGCAAAAGAGGGAGACCGUUCUGGCAGAGAAGAGGCAGCUGGGCAGCAAGGAUGGGCCUCCACAUCAGGUGCUGGUGGUGCCUCUGCACAGCAGGAUCUCCCUUCCGGAGGCAUUUAAACUGCUUCAGAAUGAAGACUUGGGGACGGUGCAUUUGAGUGAACGGGGAAGCACCCAUAGUUUUAUGCUUCUAUGCCCUAGCUUGAAACAUCGAUGGUUUUUCACAUAUGCAAGCCCAGGGGAUCUGCAUACUCUGUUAGACAUGGCUAAAGUCGCUGAUACCAUCCUGUUCCUCCUGGACCCACUAGAAGGCUGGGACAGCACUGGGGAUUAUUGCCUGUCUUGCCUUUUUGCUCAGGGCCUUCCCACCUAUACACUAGUUGUCCAGGGCCUUUCUGGCUUCCCACCAAAGAAACAAAUAGAUGCCAGAAAGAAGCUAAGUAAAAUAGUGGAGAAACGCUUCCCUGAAGACAAACUUCUGCUACUAGACACACAGCAGGAGUCAGGGAUGUUACUUCGACAGUUGGCUAACCAGAAGCAACGGCAUCUUGCUUUUCGGGAUCGGCGAGCUUACUUGUUUGCCCAUGUUGCUGACUUCGUGCCUAGUGAGGAGAGUGACUUAGUGGGCACCUUGAAAAUCUCAGGCUAUGUUCGUGGGAGGACUCUUAAUGUCAAUAGCUUGCUGCAUAUCGUUGGACACGGUGAUUUCCAAAUGAAUCAAAUAGAUGCGCCUGUGGAUCCGUUCCCUUUAAAUCCUAGAGUGAUUAAAUCCCAGAAGAAACCAAACAUGGCAAUGGAGGUUUGUGUUACAGAUGCUGCUGCUGACAUGGAAGAAGACCUUAAGGUUCUGAUGAAGGCAGACCCCGAUCAACGGGAGACUUUACAAACAGAGGUUAUUCCAGAUCCUAUGGAAGGAGAGCAAACCUGGCCCACUGAAGAGGAGCUGGAUGAGGCAGACGACUUACUGAAGCCACGGUCCAGGGUGGUAAAGAAGGUCCCCAAGGGAACAUCCAGUUACCAGGCUGAGUGGAUUCUGGAUGAAGGUGAUGAAAGUGAUGGGGAAGGUGGUGAAUAUGAUGAUAUGCAACAUGAAGGUUUCAUGGAAGAGGAGUCCCAGGAUGGGAGUGGUGAGGAGGAAGAGGAAGAAUGUGAAACUAUGACUCUUGGGGAGUCUGUGCGUGAUGAUCUAUACGAUGAGAAAGUAGAUGAAGAGGACGAGGAGAGAAUGUUGGAGAAAUACAAACAAGAAAGACUGGAAGAGAUGUUUCCAGAUGAAAUGGAUACCCCCCGUGAUGUGGCUGCUAGAAUUCGAUUUCAGAAAUACAGAGGCCUCAAGAGCUUCCGGACAUCUCCUUGGGACCCUAAAGAAAACCUUCCUAGAGAUUAUGCUCGGAUAUUUCAGUUUCAGAAUUUUGUUAAUACUAGAAAAAGAAUCUUUAAAGAGAUUGAGGAAAAAGAAGCUGAAGGAGCUGAGGUUGGCUGGUAUGUUACACUCCAUGUUUCUGAUGUCCCUGUCUCAGUGGUCGAGUAUUUCAGGCAAGGAGCGCCCUUGAUUGCAUUUUCCUUGCUACCUUAUGAACAGAAGAUGUCAGUAUUAAACAUGGUGGUGAGCCGGAACCCUGGCAACACGGAACCUGUGAAGGCCAAAGAAGAACUGAUCUUCCACUGUGGGUUCAGGCGCUUCCGGGCCUCGCCUCUGUUCUCUCAGCACACGGCAGCUGAUAAACAUAAAUUUCAAAGAUUCCUGACUGCUGAUGCGGCCUUAGUGGUGACAGUGUUUGCGCCAAUCACGUUCCCUCCUGCAUCUGUGCUGCUUUUCAAGCAGAGAAGAAAUGGAAUGCACAGUCUCAUCGCUACAGGCCAUCUGUUUUCAGUGGAUCCAGACAGGAUGGUCAUAAAGAGAGUGGUUCUGAGUGGUCAUCCUUUUAAAAUUUUUACUAAGAUGGCAGUAGUGCGCUACAUGUUCUUCAACAGAGAGGAUGUGAUGUGGUUUAAGCCUGUGGAACUGAGAACCAAGUGGGGCCGACGGGGACACAUCAAAGAGCCUCUAGGUAAGAACCUGGGAUUCCCAGGUGUUGGUUAUCUGGGACUAGUGGGCUGGAAGUUCACUGCUUACAAGUGUCUGCCUUACUUUGACCAAUUCUGCAUUUUCCUUCUAGGUACCCAUGGCCAUAUGAAGUGCAGUUUUGAUGGGAAGCUGAAAUCUCAGGACACAGUAUUAAUGAAUCUCUAUAAGCGAGUAUUUCCCAAGUGGACUUAUGACCCAUAUGUACCAGAGCCUAUACCUUGGGUUAAAAGUGACAUCUCUUCAACAGUGUCUGAAGUAGACAUGGAGUAACAGAGAUUCAGUUGGGUUCUGUCUCUACUGUAGCCAAAACUCCAGUGUUGGAGUCUGUGGGUUGUGACUGGGUUGUGACUGACUAGGCAGUUUGUGCUUGGUAUUUCAGCUGUCCAAUCUCUGCUAAGUACAGAAUUUAUAUUAUUAUUUACAUAUACUUUCUUGAUUAGGAAUUUGAAAAUAGUUUUUAAAGGGAGGAUGGAAACAAAAUUUUCAUCUAGAGACAUCUUAUCUCUUCUCUAAUUUAAACAGAAAGAGUCUGGUAAGGAGCUGGCCGUUCAGCCUGCUUCACCCAGUCUAGGGAGGUUAAGUCUACA
Messenger RNA from Mus pahari (shrew mouse), 2871 nucleotides. It is a transcript of the gene Tsr1, whose product is annotated as TSR1 ribosome maturation factor. Lineage: Eukaryota; Metazoa; Chordata; Mammalia; Rodentia; Muridae. The coding region runs from base 35 to 2554 and encodes 839 amino acids. Gene Ontology annotation, biological process: maturation of SSU-rRNA from tricistronic rRNA transcript (SSU-rRNA, 5.8S rRNA, LSU-rRNA); ribosome biogenesis; endonucleolytic cleavage of tricistronic rRNA transcript (SSU-rRNA, 5.8S rRNA, LSU-rRNA). The record is from RefSeq and is a predicted model, not a curated record. The transcript is spliced from 14 exons. Gene Ontology annotation, molecular function: GTPase activity; U3 snoRNA binding; GTP binding. Gene Ontology annotation, cellular component: nucleus; preribosome, small subunit precursor.